Molecule: messenger RNA, 534 nt
Organism: Kickxella alabastrina
Lineage: Eukaryota; Fungi; Kickxellomycota; Kickxellomycetes; Kickxellales; Kickxellaceae
Exons: 1
Biological process (GO): protein phosphorylation
Molecular function (GO): ATP binding; protein kinase activity
Source: RefSeq, a predicted model, not a curated record
CAACUCCGUGUACACAGGCGUGUUGCCAUGUCGCCAAUUGGAAAGCCGCUCAAUAUGCUCAAGUCUGUGCCAGAACUCAUCAUUGUCGUUGCCGACACCAUGCGUGCUCACCGCGCUAUUGUCGAGCAUUGCCACAUUCUGCACCGUGAUGUUAUGCCAGGAAACAUUCUGUUCCGGCGCAUGAAUGAUGGAACCGUCAAGGGUAUGCUGGUCGACUUUGAUCACGCGGUCAAUUCUUCAAAGGGCCCUCAUACUCCACAUGAUGAGCGCACAGGUACUCUCCCAUUUAUGUGCAUUCAUGCCUUAGAGAGAAGCCAGCUCCCACGCACCGAACUCGACGACUGGGAGACGAUGAUUUAUGUCUUAAUUUGGAUUGGGACAUAUGGAUUUAAAGGCGCAAAUGGCCGAGCUGCUAAAAUCAAGUAUUGGGUUGGCGGCACAACAUUGGAGGACAUUGCCAGAUUUAAGCGCGGCGAUUUGGACAAUAGUUCCAGUUUUAAAUCUAUCAUCAACGAUUUUGAUAGUAGGAUGGAU